Molecule: messenger RNA, 711 nt
Organism: Botrytis sinoallii
Lineage: Eukaryota; Fungi; Ascomycota; Leotiomycetes; Helotiales; Sclerotiniaceae
Exons: 4
Coding region: 1-711 (236 amino acids)
Source: RefSeq, a predicted model, not a curated record
AUGGAACUCAAUCAGUCUCUUGGAAAAAGUAUCCAGAUCAAUGUCGGCAACUCUGAAUAUCACGUCCACGAAGAGCUGUUGCGCAAAAACACGAAAUUUUUCGACAUCUACGAACGCAGAAGGGUGAUGCACAUAGAUAUAGGAUCUGAAAUGUUUGACUCCUUUAUUCAGUGGCUCUAUAUUCGAGGUCUCUUCAAACAUCCAACUGGUGGCGUCCGGGUGAUUCUAGAAUUAUGGUUCUUUGCUGCUAAAAUUUCCUGCCCAGAGCUUCAGAACUACGCCAUGGAUUGGAUUCAGGACUAUCAAGAUGAUUGGAUGGAGGAAUCGGAUUUAAUAUACGUUUUUGAGACGGCAAAGGAUGGUGGUGGGCAUAAUGCUUUAGAGGACUUCUGUGCUGCUACGCUUCGUGAGAAAAACGCUGGGGACUUCGAAACGGUUCGUGAUUUUAUUCAAGCAGUUCCAGUCGCCCUUGGUCCAUAUCUUUAUUAUGAAAAUUCCACAUUCACAACGACGAUGACAAGAUCUGCGAAUCUAAACCAAACGCUUAGUAAAAUCUGGGCUUACAUUUCGUUGGUGGAUAUCUCUGAGUCUCUUGAUAGGCUUGAGAAACCGUCAAAAGUCUUGGGAUUCGCUACAACUUCGAUGACCGACUUCAAGCAGCUCGUUGCAUCUAUUCAUACUGCUAGGGAGAGGCGUUCAUUCAUCUGGUAG